GCGAGCGUCUCAGUGUAAUGGGAUUACACAGGAUUACAAAAAGCAGGCAGUCUGUAAUCCACACUGCUCAAUCCCAUUGUCGUGUAAUUGCUUCUUUUAAUCUUCUCUGUCUUCCGCCUAGAUUUUGUUUUCUUUCUGACUUUUACGGGGUCAAAGGUCAGAGCCAUCCACUUGUGGCCACCAGAGUGUGCACGUGGGCCACAUGCAAGGGCAGUGAAGUAAAAACAGGUGGAAACAAAUACAAUCAUAAAUAAAGUCAAACUUUUAAAGUAUAAAGUUGCUGAAAGUGAGACUUUUUGAUCCAAGUUCAACCCCCCCCCCACCUUCUCUAAUGGCCAAUCACAAUGGCCAGCCUACACACUUCCUCCUCUGAUUGGUCCAGCCCAAUGUUGGAGGCGGGGCCAGCACGCGGACAGACCUGGAGUGUGUUGAGGUGGAGUUUACGCACAGAAGACACUGGACUCUGUGGGGACGACAGUGGACUGUGAGGGAGACAACAGCGUGGACAAGGCGCCAAAAGUGGACACCAAAAGCGUUUUCCCGCCAGAGCAAAGUGCGCGCGGAAUAGCGUCCUCUCUUCCAUGUCGCUGCCCGACUCUCCCUCACUUCUCUCGGCGGGCUCGGGUGCCCCCACUCCGGCCACGCUGUACCGCUCGGCACCUCCGGAGACCAUCCUCACUUCCGUCACCUCCAGCCCGGCUCACGGCAACCCCCAUUCACUGUCCCCGCGGCUCAGUGGUGCCAUGCUCGGUGGCUUUCUGGCCGCGCCGGGAGGCGCGCUGGCCGGCUUGGGCAACGGCGCAUCCGCCCCGCUUGUGUCGGCGCUGGGCUCGCUGACCCCCGGCGCGCCCGCCUUGACUCAGAGCUCGUCCGGCGAGUGCAAGCUGGUGGAGGUGCACGGCGUCAAGGUGGCCAGCUUCAGCGUGCACGGCCAGGAGGAGCUCAUCUGUCUGCCGCAGGUGUUCGACCUCUUCCUUAAGCACCUGGUGGGCGGCCUGCACACCGUUUACACCAAACUCAAGAGGCUCGACAUCACGCCGGUGGUCUGCACCGUGGAGCAGGUGCGCGUGCUGCGGGGGCUCGGCGCAAUCCAGCCCGGCGUCAACCGAUGCAAGCUCAUCUCCCGGAAGGACUUCGAGAUCCUCUACCAGGACUGCACCAGCGCCAGCUCUCGCCCGGGUCGUCCUCCCAAGCGUUGUUCUUCCGGCGCCGGGAUCCAGGAAAGCCCCAGGCUGCUUCACCCGGGCCUCCCCGGCCUGCUGUCCCCCAGCCUGCUCUCGCACACCGGUCUGACAGCAGCCGCCAUGGCCGAGCUCCAAAAGCUGCAGAAGAUGAAGAUGAUGAUGAGUCUCCAGAAUGGAAACGAGUCGGACAAUGACGACUUGCACUCAAACGCAGGAGGAAGUGAGUGCUCCUGGGACAAGGAGCGCCUGAGCAGCCCCCCGGCCGGAGCCCACUGCGGUGGCCCUGGAGGAGGGGGCGGAGCCACCACCCCAGCAGGUGCGGUGGGAGGCGGAGGGCGGGGCCCCUCUCUGGGAGCCGUCAAUCAGCAGCAACUCCAGCAGCAGCAGCUACUUGCUAACAGGCUGGACCUGCCGUUCAUGAUGAUGCCCCAUCCGCUGCUACCCAUGGGCUUGCCGCCUGCCUCCGUUGCUAUGGCGAUGUCACAGAUGAACCAUCUCAGCACCAUCGCCAACAUGGCCGCCGCAGCUCAGCAGAUACAUAUUCACCGGGCGCCCGUUAUUAAGGAGCGUGUGUGUGACAGCCCCUCUCUGUCGCCCUCCGUUGACGACACCAACACGCCUCUGCAGUCGCAGCCCAGUAGCUCGGCCUCCAGCUCGCCAGAAAGACUUGGCCUGCUUUCGGCUGAUGCAGAUGUUGCACUGGCCAACUCCGCAACACCCAUCAAGAAAAUAACAAAGGACAAAGAAGUGGAACCUUUGCUGGGACAAGCCCUACACCCAGGCUUCCCCACGCCCUUCUUAUUCGCCGACAGCCUGUCUUCCGUGGAGACGCUCCUCACCAACAUACAGGGCCUUCUGAAGGUGGCGGUAGAGAACGCCCGUGUACAGGACAAGCAGAUUCAAGCAGAGAAGAGGGAGCUGAAGAUGGAGCUCUACCGGGAACGAGAGAUGAGGGAGAGUCUGGAGCGACAGCUGACCUCCGAACUGCAGAGCAGAGCCUCCAUCCAGAAGCGUCUGAAGAAGGAGAAGAAGGCCAAAAGGAAGCUGCAGGAGGCGCUGGAGUUUGAGUCCAAGAGGAGGGAGAGAGGGGAAGACACCCUAAAACACUCGUCUUCGUCCUCGCCGGACAACGAUACAGCCGAUGCUGCAACCCAACAGCGAGAUGAAGUCAAUGGAAGCCAGCAGGACGACGGGGAUGUACAAGAGUCUCGCGCUUUCCUGAAGACCACCAUCAUGUUCUAGAGAGAGGCGCAGCGAACCACCGGAAACGCCGCCCCUUUACUUACCACUCCCCCCCCCCCCCAUCUUUAUUUGAUGCCCUUUUUGUUACUCACAAAAAAAGCUUCCUUCAGUCUCCAGCGUGAGCACUCAUUCCUGUGCAAAGCAUGCUGGGAAGGAUGGACCAAACUUGACCACCUCAAAAGUUCUAAGACUUUGCUGAGUCCACCUCAGACUCGACCAGAAUCGUCUUAUUGGACUAGAAGGAGGAGACUUUUGGGACGGGAUCAAAUAAACUUGGUUCGCCUCGUCUUCAUCUCCCUCCUGCCUGCAAGGAGUUUUUAGAACUGACGUGUUUUCUAUCCCCUCAAAGGACGAAAAAACAUGUAAAAAAACAAAACAAACAAACCUUUUUUAUGACGUCGUUUCUAGAAUGUUGUGUCCUCAACCUUUGACCUGCUGUGACCAGGAAGUGACUUGAGUACCACCCCUUCACCCUCCCCUUGUUGUGUUCAUGAGAGCAGCAGGUGAGCAAAUCAAGCGCUCCUCUCAAACUCUUCCUGUCACGAGAGGGGGGAGGGGUCUGAUGGAGGCGGAGCUAAAGGGUUCUUGUGUGUAGAUAGAAGUGACCACUCACUGGUUUUUGUUUUUUUUCCCCUCAGUGUCACUGUUGUGUGGCUGUGGUCGACUGCAAAUAUACAGUAUUACAACCUUCACUGUCGCAUGGUGCUCUUUUAAACACACACGGGCCACGUUCCAUUUUGCUUGUGUAUUCACUGUUAGGGACUUGAUGAGGUGGUGCCUUCCUGUCUCCUUGUGUCCUUGUCUCCUUCCUGUCACACCUUUUGAUGUCCAUCUCUCCGUCUCCAUCUCCCUCCAAAUAGCUGAUGUCACUUUUUCCAUUUCCCCAUAAUGGAGGCAGAAACACUGAGGGAUGGGCGUGAGGACGGACGGGACAUGAUGGAGGGAUGAAGAGCGGACGGCGUGAAGGAUGUGAGUAACCAUGGGGGGAGAAAAUUAGGGUGUGGGGUUGAUGGAAAGUGAAAGCUGGAGGAUGUGACAACAAACAAAGUCACCAACCUGUCACGGUAACCAUGGUAAUGCCCCAUCAGGACCAGGUUUUUAGUACAGUGGAACCCGUUUAUGUUGACGCCCCUUGGACUGGCUGACUCAUAUCGACAUAGGUUGGUGACAUAACUGAAACAUGUUUCUCUGUAAAUAAUUGAAUGCAUUAAAAAAGGAAGACUACAAACAAUUUUUCACCAAGGACCAGAUACUCAGAAUUAUUAAAGAAUGUCAAGUCUAUUUUCCAAUUCAACAUAAAUAUGCUAAUAAAUUGUAUGCUCACUUUACAUUUAAAGAUAUAUUAUCACUGGCAAAGCACAUUAUUCCAGUGGUUCCCUGCCUAUUCGUGUAUUUUUAAUUGUUUGUCUAUGGGAAAAAACAUGUCCAUCUGCACAUUUUAUCUCCAAAAUAUUUCCAUAGAAUGCCACACCAACCACAUUCAUACAAAGUCGACAAUAAUGUAUUCAUAUUAAUAAAGCAUAGAACAGUAACACAGCAUACAGCCCAUGUUUCUGAAGUGCAAUGAAAAGUGUUUCCAGAAGGUGGCAGUAUAACAGACUUAGACUUAGACAAACUUUAAUG
Molecule: messenger RNA, 4049 nt
Organism: Entelurus aequoreus (snake pipefish)
Lineage: Eukaryota; Metazoa; Chordata; Actinopteri; Syngnathiformes; Syngnathidae
Product: dachshund homolog 2-like
Exons: 12
Coding region: 582-2426 (614 amino acids)
Source: RefSeq, a predicted model, not a curated record